Bactrocera latifrons is the source of this 2857-nucleotide messenger RNA. RefSeq names its product alpha-amylase A-like. The record is from RefSeq and is a predicted model, not a curated record. The transcript has 5 exons. The coding region runs from base 1264 to 2766 and encodes 500 amino acids. Gene Ontology annotation, molecular function: cation binding; alpha-amylase activity. Lineage: Eukaryota; Metazoa; Arthropoda; Insecta; Diptera; Tephritidae. Gene Ontology annotation, biological process: carbohydrate metabolic process.
AUUAAAAUCAAGUCCUUAUAUGUACUUCUUCACUUGACAGUAUCUGCACGAAAGUUUACUCGGAUUAUUGUUCCAACUUGCAACCGAUAAAAGCGGGUGUUCCCCAAAGAAGCAUGUUGGGAUUAAUGCUUUAUUUGCUUUUUACCACUGAAAUCCAUCCGAGUCAAGCUAUGUAACAGCGACACUUGCGGAUGACACAGAUUUGUUAGCAGCUGGAGAGUCAAUUUCGGUACCUACUCGACGAGUGCAGACAGCAGUCAAUGCAAUUGCUAAGUGGGCAUCUAAGUGMCGUAUCAAAUUAAACGACACCAAUUCACUUCACUUUGACUUUACCUUGAAAAAAUCGACAUACCGUCCGAUUCAUAUUAAUAAUAUUCCUAUAACACAUCAUAACAGUGCUAAGUAACUAAGCAUGUAAAAUAAAAGAAGUGUGCUUGGCUUGGUAUGAAAUUUGCUAAACUUUACCACCGAUUUGGCAGUAAAUCCACCUUAUCAAUUCAAAACAAACUUUUAGUAUACAAUCAAGUUUUGAAAUCAGAUUAACAACCCAACAAUUGGGAUUGCUCAAGUCAAAGGUGUUUUGCCAGCAUUCAGGGCUUACAAAGUAAAGUACUAAGCGCUUUAGUUAAUGCUUCUCGAUACGUUACAUCUGCUAACCGGCAUUGUAGUAAAUGAAAACUCCAAAAUACCAAAAAAAAAAAGGAUUAUUGUGCAAGAUAACACUAUAAGUUACAAAUAUGCAAAUAUUGUUCAGAUCGGACCACUAUAGCACAUAGCUGUCACGCAAACAGUUCGACCAGUAAGAUAAAGAUCUUUUUAUGCCAUUUAAUGCCAUGAGAAAUGAGGCUGUGAAUGGUCGAUGCAGCUGCAAUUUUUUUCAGUUUAGCUCUUAAGUAACCUUAAUUCGACUUGAAGGUUGUUUAUAUCGAACAAAGUGACUGAAAAGGGCUGUGUCUUCAGAUUUAGUUGAUGUAAGAAAGGCACCUAUUUUACAACUUCGGUGCAGCCGAAGACAACUUCUUUUGUUGUCCGUUUUAGCUGAGACUAAAAACACGCUCACUAGUGGCUGUCCAUUAAUGAUGAAAAAUCUGAAACGAAAUAACGCGAAUGGAAUCGCAUUAAAUUUCUCCAAAAAGUUAAAUCCAGAUAGAUUCAGCACUGAACUGCAUUAUUCACUACCUACAACUAUACUACAAAUUCGCUCACAAUUUGCAAACUAAACUAACGGAAUUUCUAUAAAAGAGAAGUUGUCGCCUGGCAAAAAUGUAUCGGAGCAAAGCGCAUAUCUGUCUGGCAGUAUUCUUGGCAAUAUUGUGCCAAAAUAUCAAUGCCCAAUUCGAUCCGAACUAUGUGGACGGAAGGACUACUAUGGUGCAUCUUUUCGAGUGGAAGUGGGAUGAUAUUGCGGUAGAAUGUGAAAACUUUCUAGGCCCUAAAGGUUACGGAGGUGUUCAAGUUUCGCCAGUAAAUGAGAAUGUCGUUGUGGCCAAUCGUCCGUGGUGGGAACGUUAUCAACCCAUCUCAUACCUACUGACCACACGUUCGGGCAACGAACAACAAUUCGCGGACAUGGUGCGGCGCUGUAACAAUGCCGGCAUUCGAAUAUUUGUAGAUGUCGUAUUCAAUCACAUGGCCGCCGAUAAUGUUAAUGCGCGCGGCACAGGUGGYUCAACGGCCGAUCCGAGUAACAAAAGCUUCCCAGCCGUGCCGUAUUCAAAUACAGAUUUCCACRCCUCAUGCACUAUUAAYAACUAUAAUAAUAAAUAUGAGGUACGAAACUGUGAACUCUCCGGUUUGAAGGACUUGGAUCAAAGCAAAUCAUGGGUACAAGAUCGUGUAGUCGACUUUCUCAACAAACUUGUUAGUCUGGGUGUGGCUGGUUUCCGUGUCGAUGCUGCCAAGCAUAUGUGGCCGGCUGAUCUCGAGGUAAUCUACAAUCGUGUUAGCAAUUUAAGCGUUGAUCAUGGUUUUCCCACCGGUACGCGCYCUUUCAUAUUCCAAGAAGUUAUAGAUUUGGGUGGUGAGGCUAUAUCCAAAAAUGAAUACACACACAUGGGUGUGGUSACCGAGUUCGCACACUCCAACUCGAUCGGCAGAGUAUUCCGUGGCAAGGAUCAAUUACGUUGGCUGAUCAACUGGGGUCCAGAGUGGAGUUUCCUUAACUCAGAUCGUGCACUGAUUUUCGUAGACAACCACGACAAUCAACGUGGACAUGGCGCUGGUGGUGCAGAUAUUCUCAACUAUAAGACAUCGAAGCAAUAUAAAAUGGCCAGCGCUUUCAUGUUGGCUCAUCCAUUUGGUAUUACGCGUGUCAUGUCGUCGUUUGCAUUCGACAACACCGAUCAAGGUCCACCMACAACGGACGGUAAUAGCAUUGCCAGUCCCAUAUUCAAUGCUGAUAAUUCCUGUAGCGGUGGUUGGGUAUGUGAGCAUCGUUGGCGUCAAAUUUACAACAUGGUUGGCUUCAGGAACAUUGUGGCUGGCACAAAUUUAGAAAACUGGUGGGACAAUAGCAGYAACCAGAUCGCCUUCUGUCGCGGCAAMAAAGGUUUCGUGGCAAUUAAUGGCGAUGCUGCUGAUCUUAAUACUUCGCUGCAGACCUGCUUGCCAGCUGGUACUUAUUGUGAUAUCAUUUCCGGCGACAAAGCAGGCUCUAGUUGCUCUGGCAAGCGUGUGGUCGUCGGCUCAGAUGGACGCGCCAACAUUUCUAUCGGUCAAAAUGAAGAAGACGGCACGCUAGCCAUACAUAUAGAAUCCAAAUUAUGAACAUAUGCUGAUUUUAUCGUAUUUACGACAUCAUUACUCGAAAUUUAGAUUAAUAAACGGUUGAAAUGUGUUUUAUGUAUUACUUAUAGCA